UGUAGAAAAGAAAAAAAAAGAAAAAAUGAAAUACUUAUUCUUAAUAUUUUUCAUUAAUUUAUUACCACAAUAUGCUGGAAAAUCUUUGAGAAGAAGUGACGGUUACUCGAAAACAUUUUAUGACAUUAAAAAUGAGAUUGCUGGCUAUACUGAUAUUGCUAAAGCUAUUAUUGAUCUUGCUGUUCAUGGAAAAGCUCAGAACAGAUCUUAUGAAAGAUUAGCAGUUUUUGCUGAUACCAUAGGACCUAGACUCAGUGGUUCGAAAAAUCUAGAUAUAGCCAUCAAGUAUAUGUUCAGUGCCCUGAAGGAAGAUGGACUGGAAAAUGUGCAUCUGGAACCUGUGAAAGUACCACACUGGGAAAGAGGAGAAGAGUUCGCAAUGAUGCUGGAACCAAGGAAUCACAGUAUUGCUGUUCUGGGACUUGGGAGCAGUGUUGCAACUCCUCCAGAAGGAAUUACGGCAGAAGUCAUAGUGGUAUCCUCUUUUGAUGAACUGCACAAAAGAGCUCAGGAAGCCAAGGGGAAGAUUGUUGUCUACAAUGAACCUUUCAUCAGUUAUGGUGAAACUGUGCGAUACAGAUCACAGGGAGCAGUAGAAGCUGCUAAAGUUGGAGCAGUGGCAUCGCUCAUUAGAUCCAUUGCUUCCUUUUCUAUUCAUAGCCCACAUACUGGAUGGCAGAAUUACCAGCCUGAUGUGCCCCGGAUUCCCACUGCUUGCAUCUCUGUGGAAGAUGCUGAAAUGAUGUCACGAUUGUCUUCCCGGGGUAUUAAGAUCAUUGUGCACUUGAAGAUGGGGGCCAGGACCUAUCCAGACUCUCCUUCCUUUAACACUGUAGCAGAGAUAGUUGGAAGCAAGUACCCAGAGCAGAUUGUAUUGGUCAGUGGACAUCUGGACAGCUGGGACGUUGGGCAGGGAGCUAUGGAUGAUGGUGGUGGAGCAUUUAUUUCAUGGGAAGCAUUAUCACUCAUUAAGGAUCUGGGACUUCGCCCGAAAAGGACACUACGGUUGGUUCUAUGGACAGGAGAAGAGCAAGGAGGAAUAGGUGCUGAGCAAUACUAUCAGUUGCACAAGGAAAACAUCUCCAACUUCGAUAUUGUUAUGGAGUCUGAUGAGGGCACCUUCAGGCCAUCUGGACUGGGGUUUACUGGCAAUGCUAAAGCUCGGGAUAUCGUGAAAGAGAUCAUGACUCUGCUGCAGCCCAUCAAUGUUACGGAUGUUUAUGACUAUGCAGAUGGAACAGACAUCGAUUACUGGAUGAGAGACGGGGUACCUGGUGCCAGCUUGCGUGAUGACCUCAGUAAAUACUUCUGGUUUCAUCAUUCUCAAGGGGACACGAUGACAGUUCAGGAUCCAAACCAGAUGAAUCUCUGUGCUGCUGUUUGGACUGUUGUCUCUUAUGUAAUUGCUGACAUGGAGGAGAUGUUACCAAGGUAAUAAAAGAGCAAGAAAGAAGAUUUCUGUCCUUCAGUAAAGAUUGUGAGUCCGCUAAUGCAUGUGGUCUACAGCUCUGAGAAAUUCUGUUUUUCACCCCAAUUUUGUGCAUUAUUAUGGGUUUUUUUUUCCUCAAAGCACAUGCUCUUUUACACAUUCCUGUUUCUUUUUGCUGUUUUGUUAACUUCUAUUUGAGAUUUUCACUUAAAAUUUCUUCUUUUAAGUAGUUUUAAAAUUUCUGGUGAAGGCAUGAUGCCUCUUUGACAAGGGAUAAUAACCAUUUGUAUGCAAAGCAACCCUGUGCAGCAGGAAAAAUAUACCAACCAAAUUUGUUGCAUCAGAAUAAUUGAUAUAUAGAGUUAGCGUACACGUUUAUGGGUUUGUAUUCUGUCUUUCACUCUAUGUAUUACAAUGAUGUACUAUGAAUAAAAGAGCCCUUUCUUUUUACUCUCUUGAUAUAAUACUGUAGUUUCCAGGCAGUUUUGAGGUUACAGGACAAAUUAAUUUGGGGUAUUCUAAUUAUAAUAUAUAGUAAAACAAUCAAAUAGUGAUCAAAAUGCAAAAUAGUAGGGCUUUUAAUAGUUCAUUCAGCUCUUGCAGUUAAAUAUUACUAGAGGUUGCUUUAUGCAAGACUUGGAUAAAUCAGGACACGGGACCACAGGACUCCCAGAUAUGUGUUUCUUCAGGCAGCUCCCUGUGUAAAACCAUGCAUGUCCUUCUAUUUCUGUUGGAAGACCCACCAUAGCAACAUGCAGAGAAUUUCAUAUGGCAGUUCUUUUCUGAAAUGCCAUGAUGUUUCAGAAACAGCAUCACAGCUGUGAUUUGUGACCUUCACUACCUGCCAGCUGAUACCCAAAGAAAGUGUAAGAGCAGAUUUAGAUUCAGGCUACUGAAGCCAUGCCCAGCUGCCCCUCUCUUGCUGAGAUGCUCUCCCCUGCUGGAAACCAGGCAAAAGGUUGUUUGCACUUUGACCAAGGAAGUUAUCUGUGAAUUUGUUUCCUCUCUUUUUUGUUGGGGUUUGGUUUUCGUUUUUUUUUUUUUUUCCCCUACUCAAAGAUUAUGAAUACUCACGUGAGUUUCAGGGGUAUCUGUAGAGGAUAUAACUGGUGUUGGGGGAUAUUUUAAGGUAUCCGAUUUCUGCUCAUUUCUUUGUGAUAUGAUCCUUGUUUGUUCUUUUAAAUUUUACAGCAGGAAAACUUACUGAUAUAAAUAACGGCUGCACUAUGAUCAACACCAAACAACUGAUGUAAUGAACAACAUGGAGUAUUAAACCAAAUAGUAGGCAGUCCCUGGUGCUGUAAAUCAAUUCUGUAGUUGAGCAAUAGCCAAGUGUUGAGCCAUUCGUUUUUGUAGUAUUAAUAACCAUGAUAUCUGUUUACCAUGAUAAUAGAAGUUUUAUAUCAAAUUAAUUAAAUGUCUCAGUUUUCCCUCCAGAUGAUUUUAGCAAAAUAAAAGGUGCUAGGAGAUACUCUGCUCGUUUUAAAGAAACAGUAUUGAAAUAAAGUCAGCAAAAAUUUCUUCUUUCAA
Messenger RNA from Cuculus canorus (common cuckoo), 2959 nucleotides. RefSeq names its product carboxypeptidase Q (gene CPQ). The transcript is spliced from 7 exons. The record is from RefSeq and is a predicted model, not a curated record. Gene Ontology annotation, biological process: thyroid hormone generation; proteolysis; peptide catabolic process. NCBI's taxonomy places the organism in Eukaryota, Metazoa, Chordata, Aves, Cuculiformes, Cuculidae. Gene Ontology annotation, molecular function: metallodipeptidase activity. Bases 26 to 1435 code for a protein of 469 amino acids.